Messenger RNA from Plectropomus leopardus (leopard coralgrouper), 4713 nucleotides. RefSeq names its product SLIT and NTRK-like family, member 4 (gene slitrk4). NCBI's taxonomy places the organism in Eukaryota, Metazoa, Chordata, Actinopteri, Perciformes, Serranidae. Gene Ontology annotation, molecular function: protein binding. Gene Ontology annotation, biological process: axonogenesis; positive regulation of synapse assembly. The record is from RefSeq and is a predicted model, not a curated record. Gene Ontology annotation, cellular component: glutamatergic synapse.
UUGGCUAUAAAAAAAAAUCCUCUCCCUAGUUGAUUUUGAUAACAUAUUCCAGUGGACCGAUGGGAGCGCGGAGUUUCCAGCUCCUCACUUGCAACGACUGCAGCGGACUAAAGGCUGAAUAACUGCAUUAUUCAUUUUUACGCACCGGUUUCUGUUGUCCUGACUCUUGUUUCUCUCUGCUUUUCUUUUGCGUCCGGGAGAGGAGCUUCGAUAUAGCCCUUCUUGUUUUGUUUAACAUCCGUCCUUUUAAAGAAAAAAAAAUCCAGUUGGAUGAAGACAGAAAUGUCUUUUGCCGCUGCGUGCGAAUAAACUGAAGAGAAAAUAACUGUUUGCACGCGCUCAGAGCAAAGAACUGGAUUUAUGCUGCCUCCAUGGAAAAUAACGCACUGAUACACACAACCUGAUGGGAGCGUUUUGGCUGCUUUCGCCCUCUGAAGCAUUAUCCCUGUGCGCAACUUCGCUCGAAACAAACCAGUAUUUAUUCAUUGGAUCGUUGGGGGUUGCUGAGCCGAGCUGAAGCCAGACGCACAGUGUUGGCCACCCUCUCUCUCUCUCUUGCUCUCUCUCUCUCUCUCUUUCCCAUUUUCUCCUCCGCUCAUCCUCCGUUUUCCAGAAAAAAAAAAACUCCAAGAAUGACGGACUUAUUUCACCGUAUCACCGACCGCCUUGCGCCUUUUUUCACGCCUUGGAGUCGCCGGACGCGCUGUCAAGAUCUCUAAAAGCUGUCUGCCUCUCCCUUUCUCUCUCUCCCUAUCUUUCUCUCCUCUGCUUCCUCGCCGUCUCUCUCUAUCUCUCCUGCAACCAAAUGAAUGCUCUCCCAUGGAGGUAGUACAACCACCUUGGGGACCAAACGACCAGAGGGGUGAUUUUUCCAAGCAAGAGGAGCCCGUCAGCAAGAGACGCAUCGGGUGAAAUCGGAGCUCCCCCCUCCUCCUCCUCCUCCCCUCCUCCUCCUCCUCCUCCUUUCUCUCCAUCUCCACCCGCACCCCCGCCAGUUUACUUGGCUCAGGUUUGAUAUACAGUAGCCUACAUGGGGAUAUAGGGGGCUGGAGAAACCUUGUUGCGCCCCGAGAACUGUCUGCAUUCUACUUCAGCUGGGAGGACUGUUUGCGCACAUCCAUGUCUCACCAAUGCUGCCCCGUGUCUCCAGAGGGAGCCGCAUUCACUACCACCCCAGCUUUGGGUUACUAAAUGGUUUUCUGGGGGAGGAUUUCUAACCGGCAAGAUGCUGCUCGUACUCCUGCUGGCAGCCUUUUCUUCCUCCAUCUCCGGCUCCCUCUCCUCCUCCCUCUCCUCCCCCUCUAUGUUGGACGGACCUCAGAUGGCAGACCCGUCCGCCUCGGACUUGAUGGCUGAGACCUGCAGCGCUUGCUCCUGCAUGUCGGUGGAAAACGUGCUAUACGCCAACUGCGAGAAGAUCACUGUCUAUCGACCCACACAGCUCAUCCCGCCGCCCUCGUCCCUCUACCACCUGAAUUUCCAGAACAACUUCUUAAUCAUACUCUACCCAAACUCGUUCCUGAACUUCACCCACGCUGUGUCACUGCAGCUGGGGAACAAUAAACUGCAGAACAUCGAAGGUGGAGCAUUCAUGGGGAUGAGCGCGUUGAAACAGCUGCACCUGAACAAUAACGAGUUAAAGGUGCUGCGAGCAGACACUUUUCUAGGGAUAGAGAACUUGGAAUACCUACAGGCUGACUACAAUUUGAUAAAAUACAUUGAAAAGGGAGCAUUUAACAAACUGCACAAGCUAAAAGUGCUCAUCCUGAAUGAUAAUCUCAUACAGGCACUUCCUGACAACAUAUUUCGCUUUGCCUCGCUCACACACCUGGAUAUAAGGGGGAACAGGAUCCAGAAGCUUCCUUAUUUGGGGGUUCUGGAGCAUAUUGGGCGCAUUGUAGAACUGCAGCUGGACGACAACCCCUGGAACUGUACCUGUGAUCUAGCACCUCUUAAGGCAUGGCUUGAAAAUAUGCCCUAUAACAUUUUUAUCGGCGAGGCCAUAUGUGAAACCCCAAGUGACUUGUACGGGAGGCUCCUGAAAGAAACCAACAAACAGGAGCUUUGUCCCAUGGGAACAGGAAGUGACUUUGAUGUUAGGAUGCCGCCCGCACCACCUGAUAAUGGGCAGUCCCCCUCCAAAAUGUCCCCAACCACUGUGGCUCCCAUUGCCACAAAAUCGCCAAAAACCACAGAUUCAUCCAAGAUUUACGGUAAUGGUAUUGUAGCUGGUUUACCCCCUUUUGGAAGAAAUAGCCAGAUUGUUUCCUUUCAGACACGGACCCCUCCAUUUAUGUGUCCACAGCCAUGCAGCUGUAAAGCCCACCCUUCUGACUUUGGCAUCAGUGUCAGCUGUCAGGAAAGGAAUAUUAAGAACUUAGCUGAUCUCAUUCCAAAACCACCAAAUGCCAAGAAACUUCACCUGAGUGGAAAUUACAUCCGUGACAUAAGCCCGUCUGAUUUCCAAGGCUUUGAGGGCUUAGAUUUGCUACAUCUUGGCAGCAAUCAGAUAGUCACAGUCCAGAAAGGUGUGUUUGCUAACCUCACUAAUCUGAGGAGACUGUAUUUGAAUGGAAACCAGCUUGAACAGUUACACCCAGAGAUGUUUUUGGGUCUGGCAAACCUACAGUACCUAUAUUUGGAAUACAAUGCCAUAAAAGAAAUCUUAGCGGGUACCUUUGACUCCAUGCCGAACCUACAACUCCUGUAUCUCAACAACAAUGUUCUGCGGAGUCUCCCCGCAUAUGUGUUUGAGGGUGUCUCUUUAGCCAGGCUGAAUCUGAAAAACAACCACUUCAUGACCCUACCAGUGAGUGGUGUCUUGGACAAGCUGCAAUCAUUGACCCAGAUAGACCUGGAAGGGAACCCGUGGGAGUGUUCCUGCGAUCUUGUUGCCCUCAAACUCUGGCUAGAGAAGCUAAGUGAUGGAGUGGCUGCCAAAGAGGUGAAAUGUGCCUCCCCUGUGCAGUUCUCCAACAUUGAGCUGCGUCUCUUGAAAAAUGAGAUCCUGUGUCCUAAGCUUGUUGCAAGACCACCGUUUAUUCUCACUAGCCCCACCCCUGUUUUGACCUCAGUCUCGCCUGCUGGAGUUGGCAAGGCACCACCGGGAGGGCCUGUGCCUCUCUCCAUUAUGAUCCUCAGCAUCCUCGUAGUGCUUAUCCUUACUGUGUUUGUGGCCUUCUGCCUUCUAGUCUUUGUCCUGAGGCGGAAUAAAAAACCAGUGGGCAGGCAGGAGGGGCUCGGGGAUCAGGAGUGCGGCUCCAUGUCAUUGCAGCUCCGCAGACACAGCCACAAAUCCGGCAAAAAAGGCUCCAUCCCAGGAGACGACUUGGGAGGCGAGACAUUCAUCCCCCAGACCAUUGAGCACAUCGGCAAGAGCCACACCUGCGGGAUCGGACGCUCCUCAGACAUGGACGCCGGGUUCAAGUUUGCAGACUCCCAGAGGCAGAAGAUCAUCCUCCGGAACAGCGCUGACAAGGAUAAAGACUCGCUUUCCACCUUGGAGCGCAACAAACGCCUCAGCACCAUCGACGAACUCGAGGAGUUCCUCCCACACCGAGAGCCUAGCAUGUUCAUCCAGAACUUCCUGGACAGCAAAAGAGAUUUCAACAGUAUAGGGAUGGGCGGGUACGAAAUCCGCUACCCAGAGAAAACGCUGGAUAAAAAGAUGAAGAAGUCGUCGCUGAUAGGCGGGAACCACAGUAAGAUCGUGGUGGAGCAGAGAAAAAGUGAGUAUUACGAGCUGAAAGCCAAGCUCCAAGGAACGCCUGAUUACCUGCAGGUGCUUGAGGAGCAGACUGCACUGAGUAAAAUGUAGGGAUUGUUGUGUUUGAUUUAGUGCAUUGAUUACACCCACAUACAGGAGGAAGUCAGACACAUACAUAUAGGCAGACAGACAGCCAAAUACAUCUGCCUUUCUCUGGUUCUUUCUCCCUCUCUGGCCACACACACACACACACACACACACACACACACACACACACACCAUUCAACCCCCCUCCCAGCUCUCUAUCCUCAUUUCCCUCUCUGCAGCCACACAUGCACACACACUCCCACACACAGCGAAAAAGUGCCUUCUGGAAAUCCUUAAUGACCAAUGCAGAGAUGGACAAAAUGGCUCCACACUACAAAAGCUAUUACUAGAAUCAGCGUGGAUCUAUUUCACAGUUUAAGACCUUUUUGGAUUAUCCAUGCCACUACAUGUAUGAAUCCCACAUACAUACCACAGGACACCCUAAAAAGCAACCAGACAGUCAUAGUAUUUUUUUGCUGCUAAUGAAAUGGGUACUUAUCUUCUUAUUUUUGUUGUUCUUGUUGUUCUUUUUUUCUCCUCCUUUUGUUUUUCCAACCAAAUCAAAGGGUCUUGAAAACAGUGCUUGAGAAUAUACCUUGCCGUCUUCAACCCCUCAUUUUAAAAAAAAAAAAAUACGAGAAAAAUAAAAAAAGGAGGGCUGGUUGUUGUUCUUUUGCUCUGGAAAGUAUCCAAAAUCUUCUGGGAUGAGAUUAAGAGUUGGUGACUCAAUGGAUGCUACUUUGCUAUUUUUUUUUAAAUUUUAUUUGCGGGGAUGUUCUGUUUGUUCUUGGGGAUGCCCUCUGGAGUCGGCUGCAGACUCUCCGCCACCUUGUCUGGAUUACACACCAGUAGCGGUACACCUGCUCUUUGCCGGGAGGCUGAGCGGCUCCUGUUUAAGGCAUUGCGAAAAACUCUUUUUU